UGAGCAGACGACAAGCCUCGUUUUGAUGUCGAGGAUGAUUUAUGCAUAAGUCUAUGUGUUUAGAUGUGGAUGCUGAAUUCAAGUGAAUGGUGGCGGAGACCAGGUCCAUGUUGUUGCAUCUGUAACCCGUUUUUUAUGAUAUGGAUUUAAAAAUUGAGAACUUUGUGUCAAUUUCUGUGAUAUUUCUGUGAUGUAUGCCUGGAAUAUCAAGCGAUUUGUGUGGUACAAUUGUAAAUAACGUCACCAUUCUAGCCGGUAUAGCUAGCCCAAUGGAACAUUACUGAUGUAUUGGGAGAAACUGAAUCUUACAGGAUUUAUUGAUGACUUCGGUAAUGCGAAGGCAGUCUUCUACGUCAAACGAAAACGACGUGAGGAUGCGCAAUAGCAGGGCCGGUGCGCAUGCUCAAUCCGCCGAUUCGCCACCAUCAUCGCCAGCGCCUGCCGGGGACCGAGGGAGCAGAGCGUGCUGUUUUUGUUGGUGCUGUUGUUGUACUUGUUCAUGGCUUUAUAAUUACAGUUUAGCUGUUAAGGGCACCAACGGAUCUCAGUCGGGCGCGGGGGACAAGAAAUUGACGGGAGUCGUCGUACAAGAAGAACCACCAUCCGUAGAAGAAAUAGCAGCUUGGUCAGAAUCAUUUGACCGUUUAAUGCGGAGUAACAGUGGCCGAACGUUUUUUAGAGAAUUUUUACGAUCAGAAUACAGUGAAGAAAAUAUGUUAUUCUGGUUAGCUUGUGAGGAACUGAAGAAGGAGGAUAAUCCGGAAGUGGUGGAGGAAAAAGCAAGGUUAAUUAAUGAAGACUAUAUAUCAAUUCUCUCUCCUAAGGAGGUGAGCCUAGAUUCCAGAGUUCGGGAAGUUAUAAACCGAAAUAUGGUCGACCCGACCCCACACACCUUUGACGAGGCACAGUUACAAAUCUAUACAUUAAUGCAUCGAGACUCCUAUCCCCGAUUUCUAAACUCACAACUAUAUAAACGACUUUUACAACAAACAUCUUGAACCUUAGCUUUUUCUAAUUGUUCAAUAUGUAGGAAUAAUAUAUUGGUUUAUUUAAUAUACCCUGGCCUUAUAUUAAUGGCGGGGCAAUUGUUCCAGAGACCGGACAUGGUGAUUACGCAUGUGUGAUAUUUGAGGUUGAUGACGUAACCUACAGCUGUUCCAUGGCAUUCAAUGUUUGCAGCAUGAUAUUCAGACGUACUGCCUCGGAUAUCAUCCUCAAAAAUGGUUCCGGAAUCGUCGUUGCUGAUGAACCAAAAAGAUUCGGGCAACAUCGCAUGCCGACGUCGAUAUAAAGUGUAGACAAGUACAACAAUGUUUCCUCGAAAUGAGAAAAAGCAGUUCAUGGGAAGAUCCUUAAGAACAAAGUUGUUAUCUAAACGAGUGUGUGAGACUAAAUGUUAUUGUAUGUUUAAAAUCUAAAUAAGUCUUUGAAUGUGAUUUUAUUAGCUCAAGUGUGAUAUCUGCAGAGAACCUUCAGUUUAGAUACUCAAUCAUUAUGCAGAUAUUCACUUUAAUAGACCAUCAUUUUUAUUUGUAUCUUCAUCGUCAAUGAAAACAUGCUUGUUAACGUAAAUUAACGGGGACCAAUGUAACAAAGCCCUUGAAUUAAUCGAAUAGGACAUCAGGACUUAGCUCGACAUUGUUUUGUUUCAUAACAGUCUCUGUCUAAUUGAAAUCGACAAUGUUUCAUGUUAUACAGGACUUUCUGUCAAAGCUUAGCUCGACAUUCACUCCUGCUGUACAGGACGAAGUCGUUCAAUGCUUGGCUCGACAUUGUUUCCUGUUGAACAGGACACGUUCGAUCAAAGCUUAGAUCGACAUUCUGUCCUGCCGUACAGGACCCAGUCAUUCACAAUUUAGCUCGAAAUGCUUACCUGUUGAACAGGACACGUUUGUUGAAAAUAAACUUGGACGACAUUAUGUCAUGUUUUACAGGACAAAGUCGUUCAAAGCUUAGCUCGAUACUCUUUCCUGUUGUCCAGGACACAGUCGUUCAAAGCUUAGCUCGACACUAUUUCCUGUUGUCCAGGACACAGUCGUUCAAAGUUUAGCUCGACAUUCGUUCCUGCUGUACAGGAAACAGUUAUUCAAAGUUUAGCUCGACACUAUUUCCUGUUGUCCAGGACACAGUCGUUCAAAGUUUAGCUCGACAUUCGUUCCUGCUGUAUAGGAAACAGUUAUUCAAAGCUUAGCACGACACUCUUUCCUUGUGUACAGGAUAAUUUGUUUAAAAGUUGAUAGACACUGUUAACUGUUGUAUAGGACAAGUUAGAUCAAAGCUUAGCACGACACUGUUUUGAGCUGUACAGGACACAGUCGUGCUGAACAGGACAUAUUUGUUCGAAGCUCGAUACUGGUAGCCACUGCCAUGACACUUUGGCUAAAAUAUAGUUCGACACCUUUUCGUGCUGUACAAUAUAUUGUCGGUCAAUGCUUAGCUAGAUACCUUUUCGUCCUAUACAGGACACUGUCUGUCGGUCAAAGUUUAGCUCGACACUGUUUCUGGCUGUACAAGACACUGACGGUCAAAACUUAACUUGGCACGUUUUCCUGCUGCAGAGGACACUUUCGAUUAUUAAAGCUUAGCCUGACACUGUUUCGUGCUUUACAUGACACUGUUGGUCAAAGCUAAGCUCGUUACUGAUUCAAGCUAUACGUUAAUGGUUAACGAAAUGUGCUGUCAAUAUUGCAAGGUAUCUCAAAUGUAUUUUUCAUUAUGUCAAUGAUUUGUGACGUAUUUGGGUAAAACAUUACUUAAGCAAAUUUGGUAUUUGUUAUUAAGCUAGUAGCGUAUGUUGAUUAUUUAUUCGCAAAAUGGAGAAAUAAUACAUUUCCAUGUUUCUGUUCAAUCACUUUGUUCAGUGACAUAUAACAAAACCAAUACGUGUAGUAAUGUUUCCUACGAGAUUCAUUGUAAAGUUUGUUUUACACUUUUGUGUUUUUUAUUUUAGUAAUUAUUGGUGAGACUAACCAUGCUUUAAAUUUUUUGGCCGUGUAGAACAAUUGCAUAUUUAUAUGUAAACUAGAGGAGGCUAAUUUAGCCUGCUUUUGUGUACGGUACGUACGAGGCGAUCUGACGAUUUUGACUUUAAAAGAGAUAGGUAAUGACUUAAUUCUGUACCUCCACUGUUGAAAGGUAAUGACUUAAUUCUGUACCUCCACUGUUGAUAGGUAAUGACUUAAUUCUGUACCUCCACUGUUGAUAGGUAAUGACUUAAUUCUGUACCUCCACUGUUGAUGCUAGAACUAGUGUGUGUUGAUAGCAAUAAACAUAAACAUUACGUAGCCCCGUACUGUUCAUACACUUCCGGAUGUUCAAGUCCGGGUCUAAAAUUCCGUCAAACAUUUGGUUUUUGCAUUCGACCAAGUACUGUCGGUAUCUCAACUAGACAUUCGUUCAAACAAGAGUGUCUUUUUGCGUUCUCUUAUUUGUUCGGUUAUAAAUUAGAUCUCUUGUACGAAAUACGAAAUUUUGAUUCCGUUCUGUUUCACUUAUUACAUAUGGAAGAGAACUAGACAGUGUGCAUUAAAAACGGUGUAUUGGAUAAAUGGGAGAUAAGUCUAAUUGUAUAACUAAUAUUAAAUGUGGUGACUGAAGUCAACUCGGAUCUGUGUUUUUGAAGUGUUUACAAUAUUUUUGGAACUUUCUUUCCCAAACAUCACAUAUGCCUGGUUUGCCUUCACGUUUAUGUAUAUAGUUAAGUAAUUUGGCAAAUCCUGUCCAAGGUAAGUUACAUUUAGCUAAAAUAUCGAACUACCUUUGUCGAUUUUACAUCUGUAAGGCAUUGACUAGCAGAGGGUCAAACUAGCGAAGUUAAUCACGUUAACCCGUGUCAAGAAAGCAACGUUAAUAUAAUUGCUUACCUUAGUCAGGAUAACAUGGUUGAUGAAUUGAUUAAAAUGGUUAAGUUAACAUCGUUUUUAUAAUUUGAUUUAUCCUGCUUAAGAUAAAUCGUGAAAACGUUGGUGAAGCAUAGGGAAAGUAACAACGUAACUACAUUUGUUAUCCUGAUAUACCAUUUUCGCCAGAAUUGAUAAUAAACGGAAAAUGGAAAUAAUUAUCUUUCGUAUGAAACAUUAAAAAUGCAAACGGGUGCAAAUAUACAAAUAAGUCGCACAUUUAUAUAGUUGUACGAAUGAAGGCCAUUAUGGAAACACUCUUUCAACCCUCAAAUUAAAUAUCUAUUCAUUCCAGUGGGGUCAUAUGUUUAAAAGGUCAUUUGAUUAGUUUAUUUGUUAAUAUUAAAAACAAUACCAAAUAUUGAAUACAUGUACAGUUUCGUAACAAAAAUAAUCUCGAUUUGCCAAAAUUGACGUCAAUUUAAUGCUUUUUUACAUUUUCCUCGGAAUUUUUUGGGCUAUUUAUAGCGCUACUGAAAUUAAAUUUCAAUAUUCUGAAAUAUGUUUUUAAAUGAUAAUCCCAUUAUUUAUUUUUUUACUAAGUUUGAGGUUACUGGUUUUCGAGGUAUGACCAAGUUAUUCCGAUGCGAUCGAUUUUACUAUGCUAUUUUGUUCUUUGUCUUUCAAAAUAAUGUCCAAAUAGUUUUAUUUCAGCAAAGUUUGCAUAUUUUGUAAAUCCUCCAACAAAAUAAUAUAAUAUUAUUGUCCGAUAAAACAUCAGUAAUUUUUUUUCAGGAUGUCACAUUUCAUACCAGAGUCGCUAUACUUGGCUCCUGGUAAUGAUAUGAAAAAAAUUAUAUGCAUGAAAUAAAGUGCGAGUCGAGGCAAAUUGCUAAUACUUUUGACACGAUUCUGUAUAACCAUGAAGUGAUUUAAAGGCAAGAGUGCAGCGAUGUCCCUAAUUAUUCUUCUUUUACGACAAAAAUAGUUCUCACCAAAUCAGGCCACGUAUGGACUAACACAGUAAUUUCGAUCAAAUCAUUGUUAAGAUCCUCCCUUGUGACACUAAUUACCGAGUAGGCAAUCAACGAAUGUUUAAAUGUGAAACGUCCCUUGCGCUGUAUACAAGUACGAGUGUAGUAUCUUCAUUUCCGGAAAGACAAUACACUUGAUAUAUGUGACCAAUAUUUUAUACUUACUGUGAAAUAUCUAUGUUUUUGUUCGGUAAAUGAUGUUAAGUUUUUUUAUAAGAUACACAAUUUGUUUGUCAUGUCUGUCGCAGUUAUAUCUAUUUUCUUUUUUUGUUAAUGAUAUUUUGGUGUUUACUUGUGACUUCCGGUCGGAUCCAGGUUGAGGGUAAUUCUUAAUGUCUAAUAUAUACAGAUCGUAUGAAGGAUGUAAACAGAGGUAAAUGUUUUUGUCCCUUAAUUGUUCACAUCAAAAUAAAAUCCAUGUAUAUCCCUCUUUGUUCUCGAAACAAAGACUAUCUUGAAUUUUUUACAGAUAUAUUAAUUGUGAGAACUUUGAAUACAUAUGACAAUCUCUCCAUUCGGUCGGUACAUUGUUCAUUUGUGAAAAUGCAAGCGUGUCUAGGUACUCAUAUGGAAUUACAAGAGUUUAUACUCAUAUGAACAUAACAUUGAGUGUCUUUACACUCAUGUGAACGUUAAAAGUACUCCUUUGGUCGUCGUGAAAAUCGUGAUUUACAAAUGACGCUCCUUUUAUCAAAAUGGUGAAUUAAGUCUUAUAAGACUAGUGCUUUCUGCAGCUUAGUUUUAAGUAUAUUGUAACCAUUCCCUUGCUUUCUUUGUCGAAAUUCAGCACUGGAAGUAGCGGACACGUGAGCUAGUUCACUGAAUGUUGGUGUCGAAUAGAUCAUAGAGAAAACUUAACCACGUUUAGAAGAGACACUUACCUUAACGUCCUUUACCGCUUUGGUGUCAUGUCAUGGUAACCAGCCGUGGUGGCAUGAAUAGGAAGGGAGGUAAGCGAGGCAUUGAGGAUGUUGGUUUCACCACUACAUAUGCUUACGAAUACUUUAUGAAGUAAAUACUCAAUAUGUUGUCAUGUGUGUAAUUUUGUGAUAUAUGUCAUCACAAAAUAUGUUCUUUGUCUUUAUCUGAUAUUUACAAAUCUGCUUAAAAAAUAUCAAUUAAUAGUUCCAUGUUCUAUUAUUUAAAUCAAACGCACACAGAUCACUAGUCAUUUAUAUGAAUUGGCUUUCUGUUGAACAUAUUUAUUAGUAUAAUAUUUAUUUGCGUGAUAACAGUUGAAUAUACACUUUGCAAAUCCACUACGUAACAUUCAUAUAGGGUUAUUUACGUGGAAGGGUAAUUUUCACGGUAAAAUAGAUACAAUAAUUAACAUUUCUAAUAGAGAAAAGAAAUCUUACAAUUACGAAACCAUAAGAGUAACCACUGUACGAUUAAACAAUUUCCCACAUUAACGAGAAAAUUACACCUCGCGAACGAAAAGCUGUAUAGAAUGUAUUUCCUUUAGACGUGUGCUGUGUUACUGAGGUCGUAUUGGUUGCCUAUAGUGCUGAACUGUAUUAUAUUCCCAGCUUCUGUUAGCCUCCUCAGGGUUUGAGGCACAGCUUUAAGAUACAAAUCCUUGAAUAUUGUAUUUUUAUAAGCUUUUUUUUUUAUUUCAGUCUACUUCAGGUUCUUUUUCGAGACCAUGUAUUAAGGGAAUGCUAUUUAUAUGUAUGUUUGGGUAAAACCAAUAUGCUGAUAUAUUUUUCUUUCAACAUACUGCAUUUCCCACUCAAUCAGAAUUAUCGAAAAUGUUCCUUAAAAUUUACAUUGAAUGCUAACAUAACAAGGCAGUCAUUAUAUUUUUGUUUGUCGGAAGGGCAGGGGGUUAAAUAUGAUAAGGUUAAUAUGAAUAACCCUCACACGGCAUCACUGUGUUUUCAUGAUUGGAUACUUUACAAAUUGAUAACUGUCUACAUUAUACAAACUCAUAUUAAAGGUCAGGGAUAAUGCCAAUGCUAAUUUUUAUAGUGUGUGGCUUAUUGUUGUUGAAUCAUCAUAACAAAUAAUGUGGUUUCCGUUAACAAGUGUUGUUUAUAUUGGUAAUUGUGGGGAAAUGCAGUUUGUUGAAUGAGCAGGAUAAAACUGCUAAGAUCAAACGUCGCGUUAAGCGAUUGGUUGAAUCAAAAUUGAGCCCGCUUUAUUAUUGUAUGAUAUUGUCAGUAGAACUUGACGUAUAGUAUUCCUUAAUGUGACUUUUACAAUUUCUAUCUUUUUGAUGUGACUGUUAUCAUUUGCCAUGCAUAAACUGUUGUCAUUCAACAUACAUAGACUAAUAAGCUUCGCCGAACGGUAACAUUUUAGCGGUUUAUAUCGCUAUUUUAAUGAAAUCUAUAAAACAAAACAUGACACCGUCGUGGUAAUACAAUAUGAAUGAAACUACAAUAUCGAUUGUUUGAAAUUAAUUUUGUUUUUAAAAAGAUUUUGGUAAUCUGUGUUAAAUGUAGGCUGUAUUUGUCUUUCAUAUUUAUGAUAUAAAUAAGGCAAAUAUUUUGAUCGAGGCGUAUUGUUAAUACUUUUAAUAUUGUUCCGACUUAUGUUUUCGAUACCAUUUGAUAUGUUAUGUGUUUAGAUAGAAUGAGUAUGUGGGCACUUUAAAAUGGUUUUGGCACAGACCAUUUUCUUGAGUACUUUGAAUGAUAAUUCGGUACUCCCUGGCCUAUGUAUAAAAGUUCUAUUACACGUUCAGAAUUCUGGAUUUGCAAACAACCGACGGUGAAAACGUAGUUACAUUGGUAUCGUCACACCGGAUGCUGCGAUCAGGAUAUUUUCAUUAUGAACACUGCAAAAGCGUGAAAUAAUUCAUUGACUUAAUAAAUUCUCUGUUCAAUCUUGCUCUUAACGAAUGAGCAAUCGAAAUAUUUGCCAAAAGAGUAAUUUUUAUCUGUAACACCACCUAUUUAUUUAAACUAAGAAGCUCAGGCAGCCGUGGUAGGCGUAUCGCUGUUUUGAUUACAACAUCAUAUUGCUGAAUUAAAGGAGAAUGGUAAGGGAGUUCUGGAUAAUAUUUGGCCGGGGAGUUCUGGAUAAUAUUUGGCCGGGGAGUUCCGGGUAGUAUUUGGCCGGGGAGUUCCGGGUAGUUUUUGGCCGGGGAGUUCUGGGUAUUUGACGGUAUUUUCCGUUAUUUAUAUCUACUUUCCAUGUGAUAUAUGUCUACGUAAUGUAUAUCUCCAUUUUCUGAAGUUUCCCAUGAAUAUGUGUGUAAGCUUGACUCGUAGUUUUGUGGAAAUUACCCAAUUCAGAACAUUCUUUUAUAAUAUGUUUGUUUGAUAACUUUGAGAAAUUAAAGUUAGUACCUUGGCACGAUUCAGGAGAUGUUCAUGGCAUUAAAUAUCUAUUAUAUUGUU
This is a messenger RNA of Mizuhopecten yessoensis (Yesso scallop), 8220 nucleotides long. RefSeq names its product regulator of G-protein signaling 17-like. Bases 321 to 998 code for a protein of 225 amino acids. NCBI's taxonomy places the organism in Eukaryota, Metazoa, Mollusca, Bivalvia, Pectinida, Pectinidae. The record is from RefSeq and is a predicted model, not a curated record. The transcript is spliced from 6 exons.